Messenger RNA from Dictyostelium discoideum AX4, 642 nucleotides. RefSeq lists its product as hypothetical. Lineage: Eukaryota; Evosea; Eumycetozoa; Dictyosteliales; Dictyosteliaceae. The transcript has 2 exons. The record is from RefSeq and is a predicted model, not a curated record. Bases 1 to 642 code for a protein of 213 amino acids.
AUGUUUAUAACUAAAUUUGAAGUUGAAAAUUAUUGGGAUUUUCAUUUUUUUAAUGACAUUGUUUACAAUUCAAAUUGGGAAAAUGUUUAUUUUGCUCAUCAAAUAAACUUUAAUUCAUCAAGUAACUAUUUUAUUUUUUAUUAUCAAAAAAAAAUUCAUUUUCUAAUCAUUUUUAUUUUUUUAUUUUUUAUUUUUUUUUAUUUGUUGGCGUGGAAAUUUUUAGGAUUGGAUAAAUCAAAAUUAAGUUAUGUUAAGAAUCAAUCUGGAGAAUCUGAAAAUUAUGAAGGAAUUUUUAUUCUUAAUUUAAAUGUAUGCAUUUAUAAAAUAAAAAAAGAAGAAUCAAGAUCUAGACCAGAAUUAAUUGUGGAAUAUUUUGAAGAAGUUUUUAAAAGUGGUUUCAUUAAAGAAAAUUCGGUUUUAUAUACUUCUGAAUUCUAUAGUAAUUCCCAUUCAACUAUCCAAGAAAUCGCUAUGAAAUAUAAUAUUCUUUUUCAUGUUAUUCCAGACGAUCCACCAACUGAUCCUUUUAUUGAAUAUUCAAUUUACCUUAAAGAAAAUCUAUAUAAUCAAAAUAUAUCAAAACCAUUUUUAGAUGAAAUUAUUUAUACUAUUGAUAAUUCACUAAAUGAUAAAAAUUUUUGA